CACACCACAGUUUCACAGUUUACUGGACAACUCUGCAGUUGAGUGGCGCGUGUGGCAUUACAAGAGACGCAAACAUUGAACAGACGUAGUUGUCGAACCGCUCGCUCCGAAUAGUAGUAACAAAUCAGACCGAACAAACAAGUGUUGGUGGCAGUAACAGUUUUGACUUAUUGCCAGCAACAACGCGGCCCAAAUUAAGAGCGGUUUAAAUCGUUGAAAAAAAAAAAAGAAAUAAAAACUAAAAAACACACGUGAUUGAUCACAGUGAUAAAAGCCCGGAAAAAAGUGGAAAAAAAUACAAACAAAAACAUCUGGUAUAAAUCAUAACAAAAUAAUACGGAAUAAAUAAUUGAGAGGAAAAAAAUCCUUUGAAACGACAAGAAGGAGAAAAAUUACUGCAGCAAAAUGAGUGCCGUUGAUUCGAUUUUGAAUUUUAAACGUGAUGCCAGCGAGGAUUUCUAUGGCAUGUUGAAUUGUGAUGAAAAUUCAACGGUGGAGCAAAUUCAAGCGGAAUAUAAAGUUUUGGCUCUACAAUACCAUCCGGAUAAGAAUAGUGGCGACAAGGAGGCAGAGGCCAAGUUUCAACAAUUGAAGGAGGCCAAGGAGACGUUGUGCGAUCCCGAGAAACGUGCCAAUUAUGAUAAAUGGCGCAACAGUGGCAUUGCCAUGAGUUACAAGAAUUGGUUGGGUAUGAAGGAACACGUCGGACAGGUGAGAAGAUACACUAUAGCGGAGAAAGUGGAUAAAGAGUCUAUGCACUGGGCUACACCCAAGACCAAGGAUCGCAUGUUGCCAGAGACAGGAGGAACUGGGGCCGGUACUAGUUGCCUAUCGGCUGCCUCACCCAAUCCAGCUCAUCGUCGGGCCUCCGAGGGUGGUGCUGCCCUGUACUAUGGCAAUCGCAAACAGGAAUGGGGCACUGAUAACUCUGAUGUGGCCAAUAAAUUCCGUAAUUAUGAAAUCUAAAGAGGAGAAUUUUCUCCAAAAGCAGAAAUAAGAAAUAAAAUCAAACCAAAUAUGAACCAAUUUUUGUGAAAAUAAAAAAAUUAUAAAAAAAAUUAAUAAAAAAAAAUACAUAAACAAUUUUAGUUGCUGAGUUUUGUUUGUCGAUGGACAACAAAGCAUUUUAGGAAAAUCAUCAUAUCUGAGGAAGAAAUAUUAAAAGUAAAGAUAGUUAUUGGUGAGGGGUAUCUAUGGAACCCCUGGGAUCCAUUUGUAACCAUUAAAUCGAUUGCAUAUUUAUAUCAAAUCCCGUAAAUGUUUUUUUAGAUGUUUAAACUUAAUGUUCACGAUUACCAAAUAUAAAUGUGACAAAUAAAAACAAGAAAUAUGUAAUGAACAAUAAUAAAGUUGAAAAAAUCCUUAAUUAAGAAACUGUAAUUUCAAUAAACCUUGCCUCCCAAACACCAACAACGAGGGGGCAAACACAAUUCAAUUAAAUUUUUAAGUUAAGCAAAAAAAAAAAAAAACAAAAUAAAAAUAUGAAAUAAAAAAUAAUGAAACAAUAAACUUUGAUGUCUUUAUUGAGAAUUUUUAACUGGUGACAUUUUUAAGCUAUCUACACAAAAAAAAAAUAAAUAAAUAAAAAUAAUUAUUCAUAUACAAAUCUACUUACAUGCAUAUAUAAUAUAAACAAUAUUGAAUGUCUAACAGAAUACACCCCUCUAGUGACAAUCCCUUUCAAAAAGUACCACUGACGAUGAAACUAAAUUAAAAAAAAAAAACAACAACAACUAAAUUGAACUCUAAACCACCUUAUUUUAAAAAAAAGAUAUAUAGGAAAAAAUACAUUAAAAAAUAUCAAAAAAUAUAUAUUUAAAAUAAAAAAGCACUACAAAAAAUUAAAUUUAAAUAAGUACGACAGUAUUAAAAAAAAAUACACAAAAACAAAACUAUUUUAAAUAAAUGUUGUUAUAAUUAUUAUAGUAAAUUUUUUGAAAAAAAAAAACACAGAACAACCAAUAGACACACAUAUAUAUUUACCAUGACUAUUUAAAAAAAAAAAAAUUAUAUAUAUACACAGAAAAUCACAUAUAUUUCUUUAGGUGUCCCAUUUCUAAAUGAAACUCAUAUUGGCCGUUGGAAUAAAAUGCAACAUAAAGGCAUGGACAUUUUUUUUAAAUAUAAAAACAAAACAACAUUUUAUUUAAAUGACAACAAAAAAGAACAUGGAGCACAUUUGAAAAAUCCCAAAAAAAAAAAUACAAAGCAACUAAUUUUAAAAAAACUAAAAGCCAUUCAUGCAAAUGAACAACAUCUAAAUGUUUUCUUAAUAAAAAAUAAAUGAAUUAUUAAAAUAAUAUUUAUUGGCGGAAUUCAACAAAUAAUAACAACAAAAUCAACCAUACGAUUUUUAUUCGUGAAAGCUAAGCUAUUACAGGAGCGUUAUGAACAAAUUAAAAAUGGAUUUCAUAUUUUAUCGUUUUUAUUUUUUGCAAGAAGCACAAACAAAAACAAAAAAAAAAAACAUUGUAAUAAAUUGUUUUAUUUUAACAAAAAUCAAAAAAGGAGGAACAAAGUUUGAUGGAUAUAAAAGGGUAAUGUAAUGUCUAUAGAUUUUUGUCUGAUUGAAGUUUUGAAUAAAAAUAAAACAAAUGACUACUGGACUUCAAUCCAUGGUAAAAUAAA
Molecule: messenger RNA, 2628 nt
Organism: Musca domestica (house fly)
Lineage: Eukaryota; Metazoa; Arthropoda; Insecta; Diptera; Muscidae
Gene: jdp
Product: J domain-containing protein
Exons: 5
Coding region: 406-966 (186 amino acids)
Cellular component (GO): cytoplasm
Source: RefSeq, a predicted model, not a curated record